Messenger RNA from Amphibalanus amphitrite, 658 nucleotides. RefSeq lists its product as uncharacterized. Bases 114 to 440 code for a protein of 108 amino acids. The transcript has 3 exons. The record is from RefSeq and is a predicted model, not a curated record. NCBI's taxonomy places the organism in Eukaryota, Metazoa, Arthropoda, Thecostraca, Balanomorpha, Balanidae.
AGGUUAUGCAAAUGAGGCCUGUGUAGACCCACGGCCGGUAUAAAGAACAGGUUACGCCAGCCAGGAGACCAGUGCGGGAUAUUUCAGUACGGAGAGAGGCCGAGUAGUCAGAGAUGUGGAGCCUGCAGUUUGCGCUGACCGUGGUAGCGUUCCUUCCAUUCUGUCAGCUGGCCAUCCUCAGAGGUGCCGGCGACUUCAAGCCAGGGCAUGAAGGAGAAUGCUUCCUAGACAACAUCAACAUCUACAUGAAGGUCAAUGACUCAAAACCAAUCAUCGGCUGCCAGGAGGCUCACUGCUCUGAGGGCUCGGAGCCAGGAACUUACUUCUACGAAAUGUAUACGUGUGGAGUGAUAUCGCACGGCAGCCGUCUCGUUAAGAAGGUUCCUGGCGAUCGGUUCGCCGUGUAUCCCGACUGCUGCGACAAGUUCGUUCCGAUCUAGUGAUCCAGUGGCCGCAAAUUGCCUGAAGGUUCUCCUGCUGUUCUAACAGGGUGUUAUGCGUGCGGAGGUGAUAAAUGCUGGUAUCAGUUUUAAUGACAUACGAAUCAUGUAUGAACCGUCUCUAUAUGUAUAUAUUUGUCUAUACUUGGCUUCUUAGAGUCAAGUAGACACUAGCGACGAGUGGCUGUAAUUGCCCAAAAUACAUGUAGUGAAAGUGA